AUGGCAUCUUCAAACGCAACAGUUCGUCACGCGAGCCGUGAAGAUGUUCCUACAAUUCUCGCUCUGAUCGAGGAGCUUGCUCUCUACGAGAAAGCCAGUGACAAGGUCGAAUCUACCGAGGAAAUCCUUACACGCACCCUUGCACACUACGAUCCUUCCACCUCGACCUUUUCUGAAGGCUUCGCCCGAACACUCCUCCUUACUGACCCUGACGGCACCGUAGCUGGCAUGGCUCUAUACUUCUACAACUACAGCACAUGGACAGGCGUGCCAGGUAUCUACCUGGAAGACCUCUUUGUUAAGGAGAACUACAGGAAGAAGGGUUACGGGAAGAGACUCCUGAAGGAGCUUGCUGGAGAAGUCCUGAAGGUCGGUGGCAAGAGGCUCGAAUGGAGUUGCUUGACUUGGAACGAGCCCAGUCUUCAAUUCUAUCAGAGCGAGGCUGUAGGUGCGCAAACGAAAGAUGCAUGGGUGGGUCUAAGAGUGGAGGGGGACGCACUAGGGAAGCUCGCGCGUUCUGAGGACAUCGAAGAAGCUGCCGAAGCGUACAAUCUUGCUGUCUGUCGUACUAUCGGUCUGGCUAUGCACAAGAAAUUACCACGAGAACUCCGCGACAUGGUCUACGCGUACCUGACCACACUUGAACUAGAAUUGUCAGACAAACCUGAUCUCCACUCGCGAAAAGAAUUUAGUCAACGAGUCCAACAACCAAAGUGCAUGGAAGGCCUUGCCAAACCGCCGAGAUAUACUACAUACUUUGCCUUGCAGCCUCACUCGAAGAAUGAUGGGCUUUGCUCAGAGUACUAUUGGCGAGACGAUGUCGUCAGCUCCAAAGUGGCUUCUGAGCCUAUCGAAUCCUGGUACCGGAACAGCACGUUCUACAUGAACUACACAAUAAUGGAUCAAGCAGAGUCCGAUAAAUGA
Molecule: messenger RNA, 924 nt
Organism: Alternaria postmessia
Lineage: Eukaryota; Fungi; Ascomycota; Dothideomycetes; Pleosporales; Pleosporaceae
Exons: 3
Coding region: 1-924 (307 amino acids)
Biological process (GO): protein acetylation
Molecular function (GO): N-acetyltransferase activity
Source: RefSeq, a predicted model, not a curated record